GGGGAAUGCAGGCAGCAGAGGGCUGGUUUGCUGCGCUGUGUCUGCAGCAACCUCGACCUGGCGGUUGCAAGUGCGGGAGAGAAGGCAAGGUUUCGAAGCCAGGACAUGAAGGUCGCUAGAACCCAGGGAUGGCCAAGUUCCUGACACUCGGGCAGAAGCUACAGCUGCAGGGCCCAGGGCUGGGGCUCAGUGAUGGUGCUAUCUGAGCACCUGUUGCAAACGGGGCAGGAGGAACUGUAACCCCAGGAGAGAACAGGCCGGUGCCGGCAUGCGGGGAUGACACCUCCGGAGGCUCCGGCCUCCUUCCGGCUUGGGUGCUAGGAGCCAUCCCCGGGCUCCAGCUGGGAGCCCUGCUGCCCAGGGGCAUGGCCAAACCUUUCUUCCGACUCCAGAAGUUUCUCCGCCGGACGCAGUUCCUACUCUUCUUCCUCACGGCCGCCUACCUGAUGACCGGCAGCCUGCUGCUGCUGCAGCGGGCCCGCGUGGGCCUCCCGCCUGGCCCCCGGGCCCCUGGCCCGCUGCAGGCCCUGCCUGUGGCUGCCGUGGCACUGGGCGUGGGCCUACUGGACAGCCGAGCCAUGCACGACGGCCGGGUCAGCCCGGAGCUGCUGCUCGGCGUGGAUGUGCUGCAGGGCCCCCUGGCCCGGCCCCGGCCCGGCCCCCGCUGGCUCCGCAGCCGCAACUCAGAGCUGCGCCAGCUGCGGCGUCGCUGGUUCCACCACUUCGUGGGGGAUUCCCCGGGGCCUCCCGCGCUGAGCCCCGAGGCCCCCCAGCCAGCCACCAGCAGCCGAGGCACCUAUGUGGGAUGCUUCAGUGAUGACGGCCAGGAGCGGACUCUGAAGGGGGCUGUGUUUUUUGACUUGAGAAAGAUGACCGUCUCCCACUGCCAGGACGCAUGUGCUGAGCGGUCCUACAUCUAUGCUGGCUUGGAGGCCGGGGCCGAGUGCUACUGUGGGAACCGACUCCCAGCGAUGAGCGUUGGGCCGGAGGAGUGUAACCACGAGUGCAAAGGGGAGAAGAGCUCCGUGUGUGGAGGUGUGGGCCGGCUCUCCGUGUACCGCGUGGAGGAGCUGCAGCCUGGCUCCAGGAAGCGGAGGACUGUCACGUACCGGGGCUGUUUCCGAUUGCCAGAGAACAUCACGCAUGCCUUCCCCGACUCCCUGGUACAGGCCAAUGUGACCGUGGAGACGUGCUCCGGAUUCUGCUCCCAGAAAGAGUUCCCCUUGGCCAUCCUCCGGGGAUGGGAGUGCUACUGUGCUUACUCCACCCCCCAGUUCAACCUGCGGGAUGCCGUGGACAGCUCACUGUGUGGCCAGGAGUCUGAGGCCCAGAGGCUGGCGGAGUACUGCGAGGUCUACCAGACCCCUGUGCAGGACACUCGAUGCACAGACCGGAGGUUCCUGCCCACCAAAUCCAAGGUGUUUGUGGCUCUGUCGAGCUUCCCUGGAGCAGGGAACACAUGGGCGCGGCACCUCAUCGAGCAUGCCACCGGCUUCUACACAGGGAGCUACUACUUCGACGGAACUCUCUACAACAAAGGGUUCAAGGGCGAGAAGGACCACUGGCGCAGCCGGCGUACCAUCUGCGUGAAGACCCACGAGAGCGGCAGGAGGGAGAUUGAGAUGUUCGACUCGGCUAUCCUGCUCAUCCGAAACCCGUACAGGUCCCUGGUGGCUGAGUUCAACAGGAAAUGUGCCGGGCACCUGGGCUACGCAGCUGACCGCAACUGGAAGAGCAAAGAGUGGCCAGACUUUGUCAACAGCUACGCAUCGUGGUGGUCCUCACACGUGCUAGACUGGCUUAAAUAUGGCAAGCGACUACUGGUGGUUCACUACGAGGAGCUGAGGCGCAGCCUGGUGCCCACGCUGCGGGAGAUGGUGGCCUUCCUCAACGUGUCCGUGAGUGAGGAGCGCCUGCUGUGCGUGGAGAACAACAAGGAGGGCAGCUUCCGGCGGCGCGGCCGGCGCCCGCACGACCCCGAGCCCUUCACCCCCGAGAUGAAGGACUUGAUUAACGGCUACAUCCGGACGGUGGAUCAGGCCCUGCGCGACCACAACUGGGCCGGGUUGCCCCAGGAGUACGUGCCCAGAUGAUAGGCUCCAGGCCUGCUCUGCCCGCCCCACCGGGAGCCGGCCGCCUCCACGGGGCUGAGCACGUGCUUGCUGGGACGCUCGCCUGCCGCUGCCUCCCUGGGAUGCUCAGGGGAGGGGCCUGUGCCACCUGCACGGAGGCCCGCCCUGGGGCUGCGUCCCUGCCGCACAGGGACACCUGGGCCGGACACCUGGGCCUGACUCCCGGUCAGCAGACCCGAUGUCACAGGACAGAUGCAAAGAGACACACACUCCUUGCCAGACCCACUUAGACCUGCCACGCUCUGCUCACGGUGUCCCGUUAAUGCGCCUAAGCCACCACCCUGGGCGUGCCUGACAUUCUCAGACUUGCAAACACAAACGUCAGUGCAGGCACACAGACACCAGGUUAUGUGUUCCCAGGGGCUGCCUGUCUGUCUCUCUGACACACUGACACACAUAUGCACCCGGAGUUCUCAGGGACCCGGGGUUUCCUGUUGCCAGCCCAGUGCAGGCUUGCUGCUCAGGGGCUUUGACUGCGGGAUGCUGGGCUGGGUGGGCUUAGUGCCCCGAGGAGCCAGGACCCUGGCCUGGAGACGGGCUCACAGUCUGUGGCCGCUGGGCCAGGCAGCCCUGAGCGCACGUCUGUAUCCCCCAGCGUGUGUGGUGUUGUGACCGGCUCUGUGGUCCAGCCUCUCCCCUCUCCUUGGAUGGGCUGCUGGCGAUACGGGCAGAGCAGAGCUGCCCGCAGACACCCCCACCUCAGGAGUACACCCCCCCCUGCCCCAUCCAAUAUCAGCACUCCUUGAAUUGGCGCCUCCUUGUUUGGCUU
This is a messenger RNA of Budorcas taxicolor (takin), 2901 nucleotides long. RefSeq names its product WSC domain containing 1 (gene WSCD1). Gene Ontology annotation, molecular function: sulfotransferase activity. NCBI's taxonomy places the organism in Eukaryota, Metazoa, Chordata, Mammalia, Artiodactyla, Bovidae. Bases 366 to 2093 code for a protein of 575 amino acids. The transcript has 9 exons. The record is from RefSeq and is a predicted model, not a curated record.